UCAUGGGUGACAUUAAGGCAGUAUUAAAUGGCUGUGAGGACUACUGGACCUUGCAGGACAGAGCCGCUAUGCCGCUACUCUUUAAGAUGACGGUGUGUGUCGACAUCCGUGUGGUCGUCCCCGGAGCCUGGGUGGCCUUCUCCUACAGUUCAAUCUACACACCCAGACCCGAGCUGGGUCUGGAGGGAGAUGAUGAGGCGUUGUAUGGGUGGCUGCUAAGGGUCCGACACCGAUUUCCAAUCCGGCUUUCCUCAACACAAUGGCAUAGAGUGUGUCUGAGGAGGGACGUACUGCGCAACUCCUUUAGCCUGGAGGUUGAUGGGAAAAUGGUGGCAGAGAGGACGGUCAUCGCUCAGGCCAUUCCCCCCUCCGGCUCCCUCUGGCUGGGCUGCCGUCCAAGGGACCAACCCCCGGGAGCCAUGCAAGGAGAAAUUGAGCUGUACCUGUUCCGCAUGUGGCCGGACCUUGGUGACCAUGGCCUCUGCGAGGACGGCACUGUGAUUGGCUGGAACUCCCAGUACUGGGGUGUGACCAGUGCCAAGGCCACACAGAGAGACCCCAGACUUCUGUGUGACCGCAGACGCUUGAGACGUGGGCCACGGGCUUUCCAAAGCGUUAACAGUGGUGUGUAUUCAGACACAACUCCGGUUGCACGGUUAUUCUCACCUUCAUUUGAAGUGCCUUCAACUACAACUACCUCAAGUCCUCUCAUAGCAACACCUGUCACUCAAAGGAGCAACCAGACGUCUAAGGUCACCGGGUCCCCAUUAUUAAAUUGUAACAUCAGCCAACUCUGUUCCAGUAAAAGUGCUUACUUUUGGAUGUCCAUAAGUGUGAAUGCCAAAAAUGGCAAUAAGACCGAAAAAGAUGUCCACAACUUGGUGUCAAAAGCGUUUGGUUGCAAAGGAGAUGCAGCAAAAAAGGGAACAGGCCUUAUAGAUUUCUGUCAGAGUGACAGACAACUUCAGAGUUUACAGGUGAACUGUAGUGCUAAAAGGAACAUAAGCGAAACGACCUGUGAUGUGUUGUUGCAACUCAGCUACGCUGUCUCGGCGUGUGAACUGCAGCAUGCUGGAGUCUCUGCACUGCAGCAAGCUGGAGACCAGCAAAUACAAGCAACAAUCAUAGGAGAGGUGGAGAGAGUCGGUCUAGAAAUCAUCUGCUCACAAAGAUAA
Micropterus salmoides (largemouth bass) is the source of this 1175-nucleotide messenger RNA. RefSeq lists its product as uncharacterized. Bases 3 to 1175 code for a protein of 390 amino acids. The record is from RefSeq and is a predicted model, not a curated record. The transcript has 11 exons. NCBI's taxonomy places the organism in Eukaryota, Metazoa, Chordata, Actinopteri, Centrarchiformes, Centrarchidae.